This is a messenger RNA of Hordeum vulgare subsp. vulgare (domesticated barley), 890 nucleotides long. RefSeq lists its product as uncharacterized. Lineage: Eukaryota; Viridiplantae; Streptophyta; Magnoliopsida; Poales; Poaceae. The coding region runs from base 200 to 589 and encodes 129 amino acids. The record is from RefSeq and is a predicted model, not a curated record. The transcript has a single exon.
ACCAUUCUCGCUCCCAUCCCACCACCUUUUCCCAGCAACGGCAACGCAACGAAACGAACCGAACCGAACCGAACCAGGCCAAUCCAACCCGUCGCCUCUCCCUCUCCUCUACUCUCGGCUGCGAAUUAAACCCACCCCGCGAAUCCUUCGAUUCCGGUUCCUCUUCCUCUCUCGCAGCGCGGCGCGAAGCAACCAAUCAAUGGCGGUGGCGUCGGGACCCGCGGCCACGUUCUCUGCCAGGGGCCUCCCCGCGGCGCCGGGCGCCGGCCGGCCCUGCUCGUGCGCCGCCGCGGCCACCGGCGGGGCGAGGUUCCGCGGCGCCGACGGGAAGUGGUGGGCGCCGCUCCUCGGGUGGUCGGGCCAGCCCGACUACAUCGACGCCCAGCCGGCGCCCGCACCGGCGACGGAGGAGGAGCGGGCUGCUGGAUGUGGAGCGGGGGCGAGGCGGUUCGGGGUGCUGACGGAGGAGAAGGCGCGGCAGCUGCGCAUGCGGAUGAUGGAGACGGAGAGCUUCCACGACGCCAUGUACCACUCCGCCAUCGCCUCCCGCCUCGCCUCCGCCGCGCCCGACGGCGACGCCAAGCCAUAGGAUGUUAGGAACAGCUCACCGGCCGCCGCGACCGCCGGCCGAGCCAUGGACGCGCUGUCAGUCUGUGUACAUACACUUUUGGUUGUUCUGUUUGUCCUGUUGAUCGUUACUGUACUCGAACCCGAAGAAGGGGCCAGUGGUAUUUAGGACAGGGCCCCUUCAGGCUCUCCUCAACCUGAUUAUUCCAUGGAGACGGGGGCUGGUUAACUAAUCUUAUCUUAGUUCUGAAGCAAAACUAGGUAGGAGUAGAACCUGAAUGUACAGAAGUAAUUUGGUUGUAAUGAUGUUUACGUUUCGGUUU